This is a messenger RNA of Camelina sativa (false flax), 1559 nucleotides long. RefSeq names its product transcription factor bHLH112. The record is from RefSeq and is a predicted model, not a curated record. Gene Ontology annotation, molecular function: protein dimerization activity; DNA-binding transcription factor activity, RNA polymerase II-specific; RNA polymerase II cis-regulatory region sequence-specific DNA binding. Gene Ontology annotation, cellular component: nucleus. NCBI's taxonomy places the organism in Eukaryota, Viridiplantae, Streptophyta, Magnoliopsida, Brassicales, Brassicaceae. Gene Ontology annotation, biological process: regulation of transcription by RNA polymerase II.
CAUAAACAUAUACCAAAAUUUCACCUUAACGCUCUUCAUAUCACAUACCACACACUCAUACAUAUAAGCUUUGACCUUCCUAUAGAAACGAUCUAGAAGAAAACAUAUAUCAAAACUUUUUGAUCAGUUCUCUUUAUAUGGCGGAGGAGUUUCAAGCUACAGCGGCGAUUUGUGGUGGCGGUGGCGGCGCGUGGUGGAACUCGCCAAGGAGCGUUAUGUCUCCUUCGGAUCAUUUCUUGUCACCUUGUUUCGGAGCUGCUAUCACUUCCGAUGAUUUUGGCUCCCAAGAGAAUAUCAAAUCUAGGAUGACUUGUACCGACAACAAUAUCGUUUUUGGGCAGCGAGAGGCGGAUUCCGAUAGUGGAGGAAGCACCGUGACGAUUGACUCGACGUUGCAGAUGAUGGGUCUAGGGUUUUCCUCAAACUCUUCUACAGAUUGGAACCAAACCAUUUUACAAGAAGACUUAAACUCAAACUUCAUAAGGAGCUCACAAGAUCAAGAUCAUGGCCAAGGAUUCUUAUCCACAACUACUUCACCUUAUAUACUUAAUCCAGCUUGUUCUUCAUCUCCAUCAACUUCUUCGUCCUCAAGCUUGUUACGAACCUUUUACGAACCCGAACCAAGUCCAUACAACUUUAUUUCCACCUCAAGUGGUUUAAUCAACGAUCCUCAACUCUCUUGGGCUAAUAAGACAAAUCCUCAUCAUCAAACUGCUUAUGGACUAAUUAACAACUUCUCUAACAACCCAAACUCUCGACCCUUUUGGAGUUCUUCAUCAACAACUAACGUAAACAACACGACGCCGACCAAUUUUGUAACUACUCCGCAGAUAAUCUCUACUCGUAUCGAUGACAAAACCAAGAAUCUGAAGACAAGAGCUCAGAGUGAGUCUUUGAAGAAAGCAAAGGAUAAUGAAUCUGCGGCGAAGAAACCAAGAGUCACCACGCCUUCACCGUUGCCAACUUUUAAGGUGAGAAAAGAGAAUCUAAGGGACCAGAUUACUUCAUUACAACAACUAGUGUCACCUUUCGGAAAGACAGAUACUGCAUCUGUUCUCCAAGAAGCUAUAGAGUACAUCAAGUUUCUUCACGACCAAGUCACUGUUCUAAGCACUCCAUACAUGAAACAAGGUGCCUCGACCCAACAACAACAACAACAACAGAUAUCUGGUAAAUCGAAGAAUCAAGAUAAUAAUGAGAAUCACGAGCUAAGAGCACACGGUCUAUGUCUCGUCCCGAUAUCAAGUACGUUUCCGGUGGCUAACGAAACAACAGCAGAUUUUUGGACACCAACGUUUGGGGGCAACAAUUUCAGGUGAUUAAAGAGAUAGCGUUGUGGUUGUCAAGACGGAUGGGAACAUAUGCUAAAUUCAGCUUGGAGACUCUAAAGCAUGGCAAUAAUUUUAAUGUAUUUUCGUCUUCUUUUUAAAAAUAUUUUAUGGGGGUUUCAUUGCUGAAUUUAGCAGAUAUGGGUUGUUUUUUAUGUUGAAGAACCUUUUGUUCCUGUCAUUGUUCUUGAAUUUAUAUAUACCUACUUUUGCCGUUGGUGCCGUCAUUAA